UUAUGGCAAACAUCUCACUUGCGAUCUACAUGUCACUGAUCGCAUGAUCAUAUUGAAAUUGUCGCCGACUUAUACGUUUGGCGAGUAGAGGUCAACUAUUGGGCCUUAUUGGUAUGGCUUCCAAGUCCACACCUAGUCUUUCGAGUGCCGCAGCAGCCUCUAAGAAAUCCCCGGCGUCUCCCUCCUCCGCGACUGCAAGUGGGAAGCCGAAGCCCUCCGACAGACUGAACCCAAAGACUAUUGACCCCUUUAACAAAAAACAGGCGGCCAAGAGUAGUUUCGCUGUGGAGUACAACAACGGCAACAUUCCCUGCAGAUUGAACCAUGGAUCUGUGAAGCACAAACUGGAGUGGAAGCGAGAUAUCUCGGAAGUCCAGUUCGAUCCCACAUUGGUGCUUUUAGCUACUGGACUGCCAGAAACAAGCCAUCCCUACACUUUCCUGUCUGAGAACGGAUUCAAAGAAUUGCUGGAGCAGCCAGAUGCAAGUGCGCGAAUGAAUCAGCAGUUGGUGGACCGCAUAGUGCCACACAUUAAGCUGGCCCUCUGCUCCGAGACCAGAUUCGAGGCAGGGCUGAACUGUCUGGAAGUGUUAAGUCAGGUGGUACAAGAGGGACUGAAUGUGCACCUGAAGGGACUGAUGCAACAGCUGGCCAAGAAGAGCUCAAAGGGCAAAAUCAGAGAUAGGGUCAUGGAUGUUUUGCAGGUUCUGGAGCAGAACGGAGGCAAGGACGCUUUGUUGGCCAUCAAGGAGAAAAUACCAACCUACACACCUCUUAUUUGCUAAGCCAGAGCGGAAGACGUGACUGGUCAUGUAAACAACACGACACUGACUGUUUCUGAACUUGGCUGUAAUUUAAUGUCAUAUUUGUAAGUUUUAAAUGUUCAUCAUGUAUUAUCUAUGUGCCUGACAGAUAUAGGUUGAGAAAAGUUCGCAAACCAAAGAACUUUGCAUUCUGAUGCAGCAGAAGUUCAUGAGCUAAAUAUGCUUUAGUUUUGCCUUCGUAGCAUACCCAAAGUAAAUGUACACUAAAAAUAAUGAUGAUUAGUGAUAGUUUUUUAUCUGUAAAUAGCGUGUAAAUUUGCUGGUUAAAAAAUUGUGCAGUAAAGAGUUUGUAAAUAGCUAAUUUAACAUUAAAUUUUA
This is a messenger RNA of Symsagittifera roscoffensis, 1142 nucleotides long. RefSeq names its product PACRG-like protein. The record is from RefSeq and is a predicted model, not a curated record. The coding region runs from base 114 to 785 and encodes 223 amino acids. Lineage: Eukaryota; Metazoa; Xenacoelomorpha; Acoela; Convolutidae. The transcript has 4 exons.